AUGUAUUUGGUAUGCAUUAAUGUUUAUUAAGAUUGUUGCUGGAUAUAUGCCAUUUAAAGCACCUACUGCCACAUAAAUCUUAGAGUUAAAUAGAAAAUGUUAAGUUAGUUUUGAUAAAUCUCCUUGGUAGGAUGUUAAUCCAGAUUUAAAAUACUUAAUUAAAAAGAUGCUUGAAUUUAAAAUUGAAGAUAGAAUAAGUUGCUAAGAAAUUUUAGAGAGCCCUUAUAUUUUAUAUCAUUCACGUCAGACUUCAGAAACUAAUUAUAAGUCUAACUAAAUCUUAAGUGGACUAGAAUUAGAUAAAUGUAACAGGCAAUCAAUGAAAAGUAUUAAAUAAAGUGAAUAAUCUAAUGAUAGAAGCAAAGAAUUUUAAUUAGAUUUUUCAAUUCAUACAAAUGAUAUUAAAUCUCUCUAUUAAAGGAAUUCUUAAAAAACUAAUAAAUCUAAUCGAUCGAUAAAUUCCUUAGCUAAAAAUUCAUCACAAAAAAAAAUAUCACGAUCAGUACCUAAAGAAUGUUAGCUUUCAAAAUUUUAAAGUACAAAAAAAAUGGAAGAUUAGGAAUCGCAUAAAAGUUAAAGCAAAAAAUAGAGUUCUUUUGGAGAUGUUUUGAUAUGUAAAUGAUAUGAUUAUGAUUUUACUAGAAUAAGAUCAAAAGAUUAUAACAUUUGAAGACACAGACUCUUUAAAUUUGGAAUAGAUUCUAUAUUUAAAAAGAUCUGGUGUGGUAUUUAAUAAAGUGAAAAAACCACUCAUUUAAACUUCCAACCAAGACAACUGA
Molecule: messenger RNA, 779 nt
Organism: Paramecium primaurelia
Lineage: Eukaryota; Ciliophora; Oligohymenophorea; Peniculida; Parameciidae
Source: the annotation of a GenBank genome assembly